AAGCGAGAAGAUGGGGCCAGUCACCUGCUUCAGCCUCUGCCUCCUCGGCUGCCUGAUCUUUAACCCCUCGCUGGCCGCAGGGGCACAGGCUGCAUCCUGUCCCAGGGGCUGGCUACACUUCCACAACGACUGCUAUGGAUACUUCCCCCAGGAGGCAACCUGGAAAAGGGCUGAGGCUCGGUGUCAGAGCUACGGCAGCGGCGCCCAUCUUGCCUCCAUUCACAGCGAGGAGGAGCACAACGCAGUCGCUGAUUUCAUCACCCGCUCUCAGCGCCAUGACGAUGAUGACAAUGACGGUGAUGAUGUCUGGAUCGGACUCCAUACCCCUGCCCGGAGCCGAAGAUGGUCAUGGGCAGACGGCUCUGAACUGGACUUCAGCGCUUGGGGUAGCCAUGGAAGCUCCUCUUCCCCGAAGGGGGAGCCCUGCGUGGUGCUGGAGGAAGACACAGGUUUCGUGACUUGGGACAAGGACUCCUGUAAUGAUAGAAACCCGUUUGUCUGCAAGUUCAGGCCUUAGGGGAGGCAGGUCGCCUGGCCCUGGGGGCUCCCAACACCUGGACUGUGACUGAAUCAGGUCCCUCCGGCUCCCCGGGGAGACCAGAUCCUGUGUCCCCGGCUGCAAAGUCCCUUCUGCAAAGCAUCGCUGAGUUACGCUGUGUCACUCCCGCCCUGCUCUGCCCCCUUCGUGGGGGGGUGUCUACUGUGUAGUUUUACCCUGGGCUCCCCCUCUUGUCUUUGCCCAAA
Messenger RNA from Mauremys reevesii (Reeves's turtle), 744 nucleotides. RefSeq names its product struthiocalcin-2-like. The coding region runs from base 11 to 517 and encodes 168 amino acids. The transcript has 5 exons. The record is from RefSeq and is a predicted model, not a curated record. NCBI's taxonomy places the organism in Eukaryota, Metazoa, Chordata, Testudines, Geoemydidae. Gene Ontology annotation, molecular function: signaling receptor activity.